AUGAGGGGUCCUUGGAUUAGGCUGAUUUUUUGCUGUUUGUGGCACCUAUGUGCAGCCCAGAUUCAGAGACCACAAAUUGCAAAUCCCAGAUUUGCCAUGAACAAUCCCACCCUCACAACGGUGGCGUUAGAGAAACCUUUCUGUGUGUUUGAUGGCCUGAUGUCAAAAGAAGCAUCCUAUGAAGUCUUUCUCUAUGUCAUGGCUGAAUCUGCAGGUACUUCAAGACCAUCUGUUGCAGACAACAGUAGUAAACCUCUCAAUGCCACCUUCCAAGAAACUGGUGGAGGACAAAGUGGUCCUUACAAAGCUGCGGUGUUUAAUGUUCCCAACUGCGCGUCUCCACCCAAGCUCUCCGAUGUGGCUGAUGCAACCAAAGCACCUGCUGUCCUGACCCAGUAUCUGAUCAGAGUUGGUGACAAUGCAGCUUGUCUAUAUGACCCGAAUUUCCUCGACGUUUGCAACCCGCCUCUUUCCCAAGAUACAGCCUACAGAUUUAAAUACCUCCUUGUUGACAGAACAGCAGGUGUCAUGAAAGACCAAACUCAAUGGUCUCAUCCAAUCAAAACCAAAAGACCGAAGCAGUCCUCUGCCAUUGAUACUUGGCCGGGUCGGAGAACUGGUGGAAUGAUAGUCAUCACCUCCAUCCUGAGUGUGCUCAUGUCCAUCCUAGUGGCUGGAUUUCUUGCUGCUACGCUUUUGGCUGUAACGCCAUCAGAAGAGAUUCCUACUGAGACCAGAUAUGAAUCUCGAACUGUCCAACAGACUGUCGCAAGAGUACAAGAAACAUCUGAGCUAGAACACUAG
Messenger RNA from Elgaria multicarinata webbii, 804 nucleotides. It is a transcript of the gene UPK3A, whose product is annotated as uroplakin 3A. The transcript is spliced from 6 exons. Gene Ontology annotation, cellular component: plasma membrane. Bases 1 to 804 code for a protein of 267 amino acids. Gene Ontology annotation, biological process: water transport; urea transport. NCBI's taxonomy places the organism in Eukaryota, Metazoa, Chordata, Lepidosauria, Squamata, Anguidae. The record is from RefSeq and is a predicted model, not a curated record.